Molecule: messenger RNA, 1659 nt
Organism: Nicotiana attenuata
Lineage: Eukaryota; Viridiplantae; Streptophyta; Magnoliopsida; Solanales; Solanaceae
Exons: 3
Coding region: 100-1503 (467 amino acids)
Molecular function (GO): glycosyltransferase activity
Source: RefSeq, a predicted model, not a curated record
ACUCCACUUUAGCAGCUUUUCUUUAGUGUUUUUGUCGACUCUUUGAGCCAAAUUAAGUAGAGACUGUAGCUGCAUUUUCUUACUAAGAGAAGAAAAAAAAUGUAUAAUCCUAUACUGGCAAAGAGCUUUAGCAACUAUGAACGUAAAACAUUUGGAUUUGGUGCUUUUGUUGUAAUUUUGAUUAUCGUGUUUAGCAGUUGCAUGGUUUUCAAGUCUCAUUUGCCUCCUCUAUCUGUUAAUGGUGAUGCCAUGAAUUUACAAUUAUCUAUAAAUGCUGCUGAAGAUAUGCUUGUGAUCAAGGACACGAUCCUUCUCAAGAAAUUAGAAACUGAGAAAAAGGAUGCUAAGCCAAUGUGUAAUGUAUUAGAACCAUUGUCUGAUUACUGUGAGACUAAAGGAGACAUAAGAGUCCAAGGCAAAUCCUCAAUAAUUUUCGUUGUGUCACAUGAUUUCAACACCUCUAUUGGGAACAAUUCAUGGACUAUACAACCUUAUCCAAGAAAAGGAAAUGCAGGGGCAAUGACAAAAGUUAAAUCAUGGACAAUAAAAUUAGUAGAAGACGGCGAAAAUAUUCCAAAAUGCAGUAUUUAUCAUGGCUAUCCAGCAGUUUUAUUUUCACUUGGAGGAUAUUCAGGGAACCAUUUUCAUGAUUUCUCAGAUUUACUCAUCCCAAUCUUUUCAAAUUCGCGACAUUUUAAUUCAGAAGUGCAUUUUCUUGCCACGGAUUACAAAUCUUGGUGGAUAGGUAAGUAUCGAACAUUGCUCAAUAUGUUGUCUAAGCACAAAAUUCUUGACAUUGACAAUGAAAACGAGGUACAUUGUUUUCUUAGUAUAGUAGCUGGCCUUAAAUCUCACAAGGAAUUCAGCAUUGAUUCCUCAAAAUUCCCAAAUGGUGUGUCAAUGCGCGAUUUCAGACAGUUCUUGAGGAGUUCAUUUUCUCUGAAGAGAGCUGAGGCUAUUAAAUUAAACAAAGAUGUUGGUAAAAGGCCACGGUUGAUGAUUAUGUCAAGGAAAAGAUCGCGAAUUUUAUUAAACGAGGAAGAAGUUAGAAAAAUGGCUGAAGAUUUAGGAUACGAGGUUGUCCUUGCAGAGGCUAACCUUAGUACAAAUUUGUCAAGAUUCGCGCAAAUUGUUAAUUCUUGUGAUGUUAUUUUGGGAGUGCAUGGAGCUGGAUUAACUAACAUGGUUUUUCUCCCAGAUAAUGCAGUUUUAAUUCAGUUAGUUCCUUUAGGAGCAAUGGAUAAUUUGGCUAAACGUGAUUUUGGAGAUCCAGCAGGAGAAAUGAACAUAAGGUAUUUGGAUUAUAAGAUUGGUGUAAAUGAGAGUUCUUUGGUUGAAAAAUAUCCACUUGAUCAUAUAGUUUUCAAGAAUCCAUCAUCUUUUUAUAGGAAAGGAUGGGAUACAUUUAGAUCAAUUUACUUGGAUAAACAGAAUGUGAAAGUUGAUCUCAAUAGGUUUAAGUCCACUUUGGUAGAAGCUCAAAAGCUUCUAGCCACUUUUUGAUUUUGCACUCUAAUGUACAUUUUCAAUUUUUGACCAUCGCCUAAUGCAUUUUCCAAAAUUGUAUGAAAGAUUAUAUUACAGUCAGAUUUCUCUAUAAUAGUCAUAUUCUGUAACAACAUUUUACUAUAAAGGUUAAGUUGUGUCGUUGGAAUCAAA